Sparassis crispa is the source of this 495-nucleotide messenger RNA. RefSeq lists its product as hypothetical. Lineage: Eukaryota; Fungi; Basidiomycota; Agaricomycetes; Polyporales; Sparassidaceae. The transcript is spliced from 2 exons. Bases 1 to 495 code for a protein of 164 amino acids. The record is from RefSeq and is a predicted model, not a curated record.
AUGCUUGUGUUCCCUGUUUGUCUCGGUACACGGCAGCCUCGGGUAACUGCCCUCCCUAUACCAUUCGAAGUCGAUCAGUAUGCAUUUGACUACUUUGAGCGUGCGUACCUAGUCCGAAGGUCACCGCCGCUAAAUACGAAGCGCGACCUGCACUUGUAUGGAGACAUCUCGAAGAUCGCGAUGUCUAGAUCUGACUUCCACGUCAAUUCCGGCCCUUCUGGAUACAUUUCACGAAGCUCACGCCGAUCGGGGAGAAUCUCCAGGUCCACACUCGCCCGAAUGAACUACGGCUAUGUAGACGUCGUUCUGCCGUGCAGCAAGCAACAGGAACUGUGUUUCUUCGCGGCAUGCGUUUGUACACUGUUUGUACGCAACAGUAGGAAGUGGUCAGAUUUCGUCGUUCUAUGUAUCUGCAGAUUGGAACUCUCGAAACCUACGGAGAAAUACCAGUUUCUUCGAAACGUCCACGGUCCCAUUGGUCGAUACAACUUGUAG